AUGGAAAUGAAAGAAAAGAUGAUUGAAAAUGACCCUACGGCACCACCGCCGUACGAAGCGCAAGCCUCGAGCUCCUCCACAGUCCAAGAAGGAACCACUGGCGCCCCUUCUUCGUCAUCCUCGUGGCCCACGGAUGAGAAACAACAGCAACAGCAACAGCAGCCUCACCAACAAUUCGAUCAACAGGCUUCCUGGGAUAAAGACCCCCAUUCUUACCACACGGUCGACCGGAAACUCGAGUACUGCUGCACCACAUCCAAAUGCACCAACGACGGCUUUGUCUGUGCCGCGUACGUGAGCAGCGACUCCAAGAAGAAAUACGACAAGUCGAAAACGUACACCGAUGACGAACUCAGGGUGUUGCAGCAGAAUGGGAUAGCCAUAACGCUUCUCAAGUGGCUCUGCGACAAGCGAGUCGAUGACCAUUUGCUCAUGGAAAUUUACACUUUUAUCCCGCCCCAGUUUGGCACACAAGAUUUCGAAAACGAAUACAAGUUGUUUGGAACCGUCAAGCGUUACUGCUACCCUUGGUACGACUGCUUUGUUUUCCAAAUUUACCCCGACCCAACACGUCCUGACCAGCACCAAAUUUCCUUCAACUUGUUCAGUCACGCCGUGCACCCAAUAAGCGACUAUAUCUAUAACGGCGAGAGACACAGAUGGGUAGAUGAAGAGAAAUAUAAUGCUUCUUUUAUGUAUCACCAACAUCACCACCACCAUCGUAAGAGAUCGAUGGGGUUGUUUAGAUCGAAACCAGAGUACGAGUUCCAGCAUACGUUACUUCGACACGACCAGCCGUCAUUGACCGAUUUCUGGAACGGCCGAGACAAUUAUCUAGAAAUGGACUCGUCGAGCCCCUUGUUGAACCCAGCACCGGGGAAAAAGGGCACUAUGCUUGGUGACUUUUACGGCUGGCAAGAUUUUGGCAAGUUGACGGUGAAACUGGGCAGAUGUCCCGUGUUGACUAUACGUGACACGCAAGCACGCAGCGAUUUGGACCCCGAGUGUGUCAUGUCUGUUGGUACUGAUGCUUUGGUUUCUGCUUGUAUUUCCAAAGUCUUGUUGCAUCAGAAAAUCCGACUUGGGGAUGACCCGCAGCGUGACUUCCAAUUGAGCCAAUUGAAUCAUCGUGCUUGA
Messenger RNA from Lodderomyces beijingensis, 1137 nucleotides. Lineage: Eukaryota; Fungi; Ascomycota; Pichiomycetes; Serinales; Debaryomycetaceae. The record is from the annotation of a GenBank genome assembly.